AUACGUUUCUUGAUUUGUUGAAGCGACUAGUUGUACAUUUUGAAAAUCCUUGUUGAGCAAAGCAAACAUUGUACAAAUAUCCGUUUUUUUUUUUAAAUCCUCUAGCUAGUUUGAAUACGUUUUUUUUUUAUGGCUGGAUCAUGGAGACCAAGCAAAGCCUUCCUGCAACGCAGGAAGAAGAGGGCCAGCAGCAGACGCUGGGCUGUUAUGAGUAAAAGGCUUCAAGAAACACCUAAGCCCAUCGUCACACCUGUAAUCACACAACUUGGAAAUUGUGACCCAAUCACCCAAACCAGUCCAGUUCCUUUGCUGGGUGUCAGAGGGUUGCUGCUGGCUUUUGGCAGGGUAUGCCAAAUCUGGAGGAACUGCCUGAGCCAGAUGGAGGAAUUCAGAUAUUACGUCACUGUAACGGAGAGAAAUGUACGGCGAACUUAGCAAACAAGGCAUUUAUGUCAUUUUCUGGAUUCUUGAAAACAUUUUUCUUCUGGCGGGGGUAUGCCAAACAAUUAGAGACCCUCCAGAAUCAAAUGGCUGAGCUGCAGAGGGAGAUGGAUGCCUUGCAUUCUGCUCUUCAGCAGGGGGGUAGCACUGCAUGCCACUGCCAUGGGACUGUGGCUGGUGGCUUAGUCCGUCCAAUGUUCCCUACUCCUCCCCCUCUUCCGUUGGGCUGUGGGUCCAGUGUAGACCCUCUCCCUGCUCUCACACCACCAGUCCCAGCUCCUCCACCACCUCCACCACCGCCACCUCCUCCUCCCCCAUCUACCACUUUUCUGCAGCCCUACGUCCCUAAAAAAAGAGUGGCCUCCAAUGCUCAACAGAGCUCCAAGGAGAAGCAGGACUUACUGGUGGCUGUGACCCUCAGGGAUUUACAGACUGUUAAACUGAGAAAGGUCAUUGUCAGCAGUGUGAAAUCAAAGAGGACUCCAGAGAAAAUACGUGCCCCUCUGGUCACUGUGGCAGACCUGCAGAAUGUCCGUCUGAAACGAUCCCACUGCCAACUGCUCCCUAAGCUCCCCAAAUGCCUUAGCGCUGGCAGAACACCUUCUAAAAACCCCAUGAGUCUGCGUACACAGCUGAAGAGAGUUCAAAUCAAUAGGAGUCCUGGUGGUACUCCUCUGUUUGACAAGGAGAAUAUGGAGGCAGGCACUGGCCUCACCCCCAUCAUGACUCAGGCUCUGCAACGCAAGUUCCAGAGUGCCUUACCACGAGGACCGUCUCCAAAGGCAAAGAAUUGCAAUGGAAGCUUUGAUAAUCAAAACUGAGACAUUUGUUGAUAAAUACACAAUGUCGGUCCAGACGAGUUGAAAUGUAACAGUGAAAAGCAGCUGCUCUGUUGUAUGCGGAUGGUAUGCAAGCUAUGGAUGUAACUAUUGGCGCAAUGCACAUUUACUAGCGCAUUCUGCUUUCCACUGCUGAAUGGGUUACUCCUUUCCUUUGCUGGAUGGGUUACAUAAUGCUUUCCAUUGCUGAAUGGUUUAUUAAGUGCUAGGGAGAUUGAGGAUGAGAAGAGGAAACACUGUUUUGUCUUGAACCACUUUUAAAAUGAACAUAAAUUCUGAAAGCAAGCAUUUUCUGUGAAAGCUGCUUUUACAGAACAGUCCUGUUAAUUCAUUGAAUGACAGAUGAGGACUUGCCUUGACUGCCCCUCUGUAUCAGACAUAGGAUUGGUUAAUCCCAACACUGCCUUAAAGCCUCAUGGUUCUUGGAACAGUGAUAUUAAGUGAGCCAUACUGAGAUUUAAAAGGCAGUAGUUGAGAUACUCUGUACAUGUUGAGGAAACACAAUCUGUGAUGAGUUACUUGAACUGAGUGAGAUGCAUCACAUGUUUUUAAUGUGAGUUCAGUUAGUAGUCAUUUUUAUGAGGAAGUAAACAUAUCUGAGGGACUUUGUUUGGAAAUUGCACAUUGACUAGGGACCCAAUAUGUUUGUGAGCUAUUGUGUUUUGAUCUUUGUUUAUAUAGCUUUUUUUCUAAAAUCUUAUUGCAUGAUAUUUUUAAUUUGCUACUGUAACCAAAUAAAAUCUGUUACAUUUUUAAAGUUUUA
This is a messenger RNA of Oncorhynchus kisutch (coho salmon), 2043 nucleotides long. RefSeq names its product proline rich 11 (gene prr11). NCBI's taxonomy places the organism in Eukaryota, Metazoa, Chordata, Actinopteri, Salmoniformes, Salmonidae. The transcript is spliced from 11 exons. The coding region runs from base 348 to 1262 and encodes 304 amino acids. Gene Ontology annotation, cellular component: cytoplasm; nucleus. The record is from RefSeq and is a predicted model, not a curated record.